CUGAGCGCCACGACGCUUGUAGCGGCGCGCCACGACGCCUAUCUACAGUGUGCCAACUUCUGUCAGACAGUACACGUCGCUCCGUCACGACUCCGGAUACAUACACAUCUUCACGCAGGAUGCGUGCCGAGAGAGGCAAGGAGAGCAACCUGCAUCGGAUCCAAGAGUCGCCAUUACCAGAGUUAGAGUUGGGAGAUCAGUAUGAGGUCGAGAGGGAGCUGGGAGAAGGUUGCUUUGCUCGAAUCAUUCUGGCGAACCACCGUCAGACUGAUACAAGCGUCGUACUUAAAAUGAUCCACACAGAACUUACUACACUCAAAGACUUCCACCGGGAGUUCCACUACAGCUACCAUCUCAGUCCUCACCCUAAUAUCCUGUGCUCGUACCCAGUGGCUUUCAAGGCGGCCGACUGCUGGGUGUUCGCGCAGGAGUACGCCCCUUUGGGCGACCUCUCCGGCGUCGUGAGGGCGGGUGGAGUCCCUGAGAACUCUUGCAAGAAAGUGGCCCGUCAGUUGAGUUCUGCUCUGGAAUUCAUGCAUUCCAAACAACUGGUUCACAGAGAUAUCAAGUUGGAGAAUAUCCUCGUUUUCGCUCCGGAUCUGAGCACAGUCAAGCUAUGCGACUUUGGAGAGACCAGGAAAGAAGAUAGCUCCUCACCACUGCACACUCCCCAAACUUCUCAUCCAGUCUCUGGGCUGUCUCCUAGACCCGCCUCGCAGCUUAGCACCCAGUCCCACACCCGGGAGGUCAUCACUUGUGGGUCCAGGGUGGUGUCCCAGGCCGUAGUAUGCUCAGCAGCUUCUUGA
This is a messenger RNA of Homalodisca vitripennis (glassy-winged sharpshooter), 806 nucleotides long. RefSeq names its product serine/threonine-protein kinase meng-po-like. The transcript is spliced from 4 exons. The coding region runs from base 120 to 806 and encodes 228 amino acids. NCBI's taxonomy places the organism in Eukaryota, Metazoa, Arthropoda, Insecta, Hemiptera, Cicadellidae. Gene Ontology annotation, biological process: peptidyl-threonine phosphorylation; peptidyl-serine phosphorylation. Gene Ontology annotation, molecular function: ATP binding; protein serine/threonine kinase activity. The record is from RefSeq and is a predicted model, not a curated record.